GGCCUAUAGUGCAAUACCAAGACCGACGCUCACCAGCAAAGAAAACAAGCCACAAUCCAUACAAAAUCCACCCACUGUUCUUUUAGCUCAUAGACCAUUCUCUAUCGCAUUACAUUCCUGCGUUUAUACCUAAAAUGACAGCCGAAGACAAUGAACCUGCCGUGCCGGAAUCCAUCAAAAACAAAGUGACCGUCAAGGCCCUUUACGCCGCAUUGGCUCUUGGCAACUCCGAUGUGGUGCCCAAGCUCCUGGCCAGCGACCUGGAAUGGUGGUUCCAUGGGCCGCCCCGUUGCCAGCACAUGAUGCGGGUGCUCACAGGGGAAUCGGACUUCUCUGAGUUUACAUUCCAUCCACGUAGCAUAACGGCUAUAGGCAACGACUAUGUGAUUGCCGACGGGUGGGAAGGGGCACAGGCAUAUUGGGUCCAUGUUUGGACACUGAAGAAUGGGCUGAUCACGCAGUUCAGGGAGUAUUUCAACACGUGGCUCACCGUGAGGGAAGUGUCGUUGCCGCGGCGGGACGUGGCUCGGGCGAGCCAUACGCUAUGGCAGAGCCAGACAAGAGAGCUCUUCGGCCAGUCGUUGCCGGGGCUGUUGCUCGCCAUAUGAGGAGGGUUAAGCACGCAUUCAAGUGGUUGGGAAUGAGAAUCUGGGGGGUGGUGCGUGUGUCCGUGUGUUCACUAUGUUUGAUAAGAAAAUCAGGACCACUAAUGUCAAGUUGGAGCAACAUGGAAAGAAUUGUAAGUCGAUGAAGUGUCAAUUACGUGAAUGUUAAAAUCAUACAUGUGUCGGACUAUGAAUCUCUGUCUGAUGGAAACUUCCUACAGGGCUCACAAGUGAGCAAAAUG
Molecule: messenger RNA, 847 nt
Organism: Syzygium oleosum
Lineage: Eukaryota; Viridiplantae; Streptophyta; Magnoliopsida; Myrtales; Myrtaceae
Product: senescence associated gene 20-like
Exons: 1
Coding region: 135-608 (157 amino acids)
Source: RefSeq, a predicted model, not a curated record